AUGAUCUGGAAACCUCUUUUUGUGGCAAGCCUCAUUGGGCUCGGCGUGGCGCAGUUCCCUCCGAAGCCAGAAGGAGUUACAAGAUUGAAAUCCAAGUUCCACGAGAAUGUGACCCUCUCUUUCAAAGAGCCUGGAAUCUGUGAAACGACACCUGGAGUCAAAUCAUAUUCAGGAUACGUUCAUUUGCCGGAGGGGCUUCUGGAUGAUGGUAGCGGCGGCGAGAAGCAAGACUACCCAAUAAAUACCUUUUUCUGGUUCUUUGAGUCUCGUAAAGACCCCAUUAAUGCACCCUUGGCAAUUUGGCUCAAUGGCGGCCCAGGUGGCUCAUCAUUGAUGGGGUUGCUCGAAGAGAAUGGCCCAUGUUUUAUCGGUCCGGACUCGAAGUCCACGUACUUGAAUCCUUCGAGCUGGAACAAUGAAGUCAAUAUCUUGUAUAUUGAUCAGCCGAAUCAAGUGGGCUUCUCGUACGACAUUGCUACCAAUGGCACUUCCAUCGCAGGUGGACCCGACGCCUAUUAUCAGUUCGAGACCAUCCCGUGGAACUCAACUGAUCAAGCACCUGAAGCGAAUCUCACCUCACGUCAUGGAACAUUUGCGAGCCAGAAACCCCUCAACACUGCCAAUACAACAGCGCUAGCGGCCCAUGCUCUCUGGCACUUCGCACAAACAUGGUUUUUUGAGUUCCCGUACUACAAGCCCCACGACAAUCGGAUCAGCCUUUGGGCUGAGAGCUAUGGAGGUCACUAUGGUCCUGGCUUCUUUGGCUUCUUUCAGCAACAGAAUGACAAGAUUGCCAAUGGCAGUAUCAACGAGAAAGACGCUCACUAUCUUCACUUAGAUACUCUUGGCAUUGUCAAUGGCCUCAUCGAUGUCGCCGUCCAAGGUGAAUCCUUGAUUACGUACCCUUUCAACAAUAGCUAUGGCGUACAAAUCUUCAACCAGUCCCUGCAUGACGAGCUCUUGUACAACUGGACACGGCCCGAUGGCUGCAGAGACCAGGUCAAAGCUUGCCAAGACUCAAUGGAAGGACACGGGCCUGUUUUCCUCAGCCUCGAAGACAAGAAUCUAAGCCAAAUCUGUAGCGACAUGGACCCAGGUUGCCAAGGCCUCGGAGCUGCCAACCUCUACCAGGAGUCCAUUCCGGGUGCUGGUUGGUAUGAUGUUACACAUCCCAAGAACGACCCGUUCCCACCUCCCUACAUGUUUGGCUACCUCACAGAAGAGUCAGUGCUUGCAGCAUUGGGUGUGCCAGUCAACUUUUCAGAAACUUCAGGAGCUGUACAACAGACCUUCCAAGGCACCUUUGACAUCAUUCAUGGCGGCUUUCUCCAGUCCAUCGGAUAUCUUCUGGACUCAGGCGUGAAGGUGCAUAUGAUGUAUGGCGACCGUGACUACCCGUGCAACUGGGUCGGAGGAGAAGCUGCCAGUCUUGCGGUGCCAUAUUCGAAGGCAGAUGACUUCGCCGGUGCGGGAUAUGCUCCCCUCGUCACACCUGGAGGAGUUCAGGGAAUGACGAGGCAAUUCGGUAACUUCAGCUUCACCAGGGUGUUCCAAGCAGGCCAUGAGGUUCCUUCGUAUCAGCCUGUGGCAGCUUAUGAGAUAUUCAAGCGCGCCACAUUUGGAUUGGAUGUACCGACUGGGCUGAUCCGGACGGACGAUGAGUUCGCAACGAUUGGCCCCAAAGACAUAUGGUUUAUCAAGGGGGUGCCGCCAGUUGCACCUGAGCCGAAGUGUUAUAUCCUUUCCCCUUCAACGUGCGUUUUAGAUGUUUGGAAAAAGGUUUAUGCGGGCGCAGUCACAGUCAAAGACUGGUUCGUCGUUGAGGAGGCCGAUGAAAGCGGCGUCGAGCAAUCGGGAGUCAACGGCGGCCAGCAGUAUCUGUCGGUGGAACAUACAUACUGUGUACAAGGCACAUCCGUGACAUUCUUUGAGCUGAACGUCCUCCCGCCGAUGAAGGCUACGGGGCCAAGACCGUCCGAAGAAACGGUGCUGCCCAAAGAGGCUAGAGAAGCCAAGGAUCAUGGGACAGUAUCACAGGCACCUCCCUCUUACGGCACACGCGCCGGCGGGCCAUCGACUCAUCGACUCAUGUGA
Messenger RNA from Diaporthe amygdali, 2094 nucleotides. RefSeq lists its product as uncharacterized. Lineage: Eukaryota; Fungi; Ascomycota; Sordariomycetes; Diaporthales; Diaporthaceae. Gene Ontology annotation, biological process: proteolysis. Gene Ontology annotation, molecular function: serine-type carboxypeptidase activity. The coding region runs from base 1 to 2094 and encodes 697 amino acids. Gene Ontology annotation, cellular component: fungal-type vacuole. The record is from RefSeq and is a predicted model, not a curated record. The transcript is spliced from 9 exons.